Messenger RNA from Malaclemys terrapin pileata, 4517 nucleotides. RefSeq names its product BCL2 interacting protein like (gene BNIPL). Lineage: Eukaryota; Metazoa; Chordata; Testudines; Emydidae. The coding region runs from base 233 to 1303 and encodes 356 amino acids. Gene Ontology annotation, biological process: apoptotic process. The transcript has 10 exons. The record is from RefSeq and is a predicted model, not a curated record. Gene Ontology annotation, cellular component: cytoplasm.
GGGCUGAUGUCAGCUGGCUGGAGAAAGGGAAAGCUGCCGGCUCUGAGCAGCUGCUCCAAUGCUCCUCGUUUUCCUUCCCUGCAACGGGCCCAAGCAGCAGUGGGGCUAGCCGGCCGCGUUUGUAACUGAGCAGUGUUGAGAGGUAAUUGCCCACUGCCACAAGAGGCCGGGGGGCAGCUACAGGAUCCCCUGCAUGCCAGCCGAGGUGAUUCUAGCCCGGUGCUAGCUGCAGAUGGACGGUCAAAGAGGAGGAGCUGUGAUCACCGCGGACCAGAGGGACCCGGAGAAGCAGGACUUGGCCGAGCUGGGGGAGGACAUCCAGGACAUGGAGCUGAAGGAGGAAUGGCAGGACGAGGAGUUCCCAGGGCCUCUCCCGGAGGAGGUCUCUGAGGAGGACCUUGAAGACUCUGGCGGGGAGCCCAGCCUAGUUGCCCCCAACACCCUGGAGCUGUGCGGGAAGCGGCACAUGAAGAAGCGGCUGCCGGCGCCGGAUCUCAGCCUGUCUUUAGACCGGGCUGAGGGCUCGGUGCAGUCGGGCGAUUACCCGGAGCGCACGCCGGACGGCAGCCUGGACAUCAACGUGGACGAGCUGGAGACACCAUCCGAGAGCGAGCUGCUGGACGGGCCAGAGGGCGGCCAUGACUUUGAGUGGGAAGAUGAACUGCCCAGGGCCCGGCGCCUGGACAGCAGCCUGCUCGAGGAGAAACUCGGCAAGGGGCGCGUGGUGGACGUCGAGGACAAGGAUGGACGGAAGUGGAGGAUCUUCCUGACGGACGAGCGGGAGCAGAAAGUGGAUCUGAGUGUCGUCGAGCCCUACAAGAGGGUCAUCUCCCAUGGGGGGUACCACGGAGAAGGCCUCAACGCCAUCAUCCUCUUUGCCUCCUGUUACCUGCCCCACAGCAGCAUCCCUGACUAUCCGUACGUGAUGGAGCACCUGUUCAGGUACAUCAUCGGGACGCUGGAGGUGAUGGUGGCAGAAAGCUACAUCCUGGUGUGUCUGAAUGGCGCCACGCUCCGCAGCCAGAUCCCGUCCUUCGGCUGGAUAAAGCAAUGCUACCGGACCAUCGACCAGCGGCUCCGGAAGAACCUGAAGGCCAUGAUUAUUGUCCAUCCCACCUGGUAUGUCAAGGCGCUGAUGGCCGUUAUCCGCCCCUUCCUCAGCUCCAAGUUUGGCAGGAAAGUGCAGUUCGUGGACAGCCUGUGGGAGCUGUCGCAACAGAUUCCUCUUGAGCAAGUGCACAUCCCUGACUGCAUCCGACAGCUGGAUCACAGCUGGAACGGCUCCAGGGACACACAGCGAUGAUGCUGCACGGCAGCAGACCCCAGCGCCAGUAGGGGGCAGUCGCGCUGCGUAGUUCUGUAACUCCUGUUACUUCUUCCCACCAGUGUUCCUUUAAAGGAGAAACCGAAACGACCGUGUUUGGGAAAAGCGGCUUUGUAAAUAGGUCCAGCUUAAGUGGAUGCAUUGGUUUAAACACUGGGGGGCUUCUAAGGUUAGGCCGGUUUAAAUGGAGGACUUGGCUUACACAGGUUUUUAUGUGAGUGCUGUUACAGUUAGAAACGUGACUGUAGGAGCAUAUGCGAUACUGGGCUCAGUACGGGGCCCUCUGGCCUGUCAGACAGGCAGUCAGACCAGAUGAUCUAACAGUCCCUUUUGGUCUUGCAAUCCCUCAGAGCCCGAACCUCUACACUACACUUUUAUAGUUCCGCAGGCCGAGUCAGCUGACCCAGACCAGCCACAGGGUUUUUAUCACCGUGUAGACGUACCCCUGUGGAUCUAAAACCAGAGUGGCUGUUGGUCUCAGUCGGACUGAUCCCGGUUGGCUUUAUGGAUGGAAACAAGUUUUUUUCACCUGCACAGCUGCUGCAGCUCCAGGAGAGGGAGUAAUUUCACCUUAGCGCAGCGCUGGCCAAAGAAGCAGGAGUUCCUUUGAGCCCCCAAGAACUGAUCCAGCUCUGGAAGAAGGCGCUGGAUUCCGUUCUGCCUCCUGCAUCCUGGUGGAAUCGGCACUUCGGCUCCAGCUGCAGAAUUCUGUUCCCAAGAGGCAGAUAAAGCCCAGGUCCUGACAGCUGGAAAAGUGAUGCUCCAGUUUGUACGCUGACCAGCUCCAGGUUAGCCUGGAAGGGAGAGGGGAGAACGGGGACCCGCUGGGGAAAGUAGUGCGGCAGCGUUAGCUUUGUUAAUUCCUGGCACCUUUCAAGGGAAGUGUCUCCAUUUGCAAAUGGCACCAAAGCAGCCAAGGGUCAAAGACUUCACUCUGCAUUCUGCCCCAGCUCCCCCUAGGCAGUGACGGGACGCUGCAAGCUGGCGAGCGGGACACGGGUAAAUGUAUUUCACGGAGAGCGUUUUUCUCCCAAGCGUUUAUUGUCAGGCGUCUGAUGCAGGAAACUAACCAGCUCUCCCAACACCCAGGCCCAUAAUAACCUUGCAUUUAACUUUCCCAGACUACACUUCCUUGCCCUUUGUCUCUGUCCGCUGCCCAGGCAUGCAUCCUUAGUCCUCGUUUAGUGUAAGAUCUCUUGGGUGUAUGUCCUCAGCCCCGCAUAACAUUGCACGUGUGGGGGCGAGGAAGCUGCCAGAGUUAACCCUGUGUUACUCAGACAUUUUAAAGCAACAAAUGGCCUGCCACAUUACCGACAAACCCCCAGGCUGUUAAAGCUGUAGGAAGUUUUCAGAGCUGAGGGGGAGAUUUUCCAAGGCACAGCUGGCAAUUCACUUCCCAGGUGCCACUGACUUUCAAUGGGUGCCCAACAGCCCUAGGUGGCUUUGGCACGUCACUUUUCAUCUCUUACCUGUUCUCUUUUGUUUUGUUUCACUUCGGUUGAGGCAGAGAGUCUGUACCGAGCAGUUUCACUUUCUGGUUGAUGCUGCUGUGUUUGGGUUCCCAGUACUGCAAGGGGGGGCGUUGAAUUUUCACAAGCACCGAAGGGACUUAGAUGCAUUUUCAAGUGCCUUAUGGCCAGAGCCUCAAAGGUGCUUAGGUGCCUAACUCCCACGCAUGUCAGUGGGAGUUGGGCACCUAAAUAUGUCUGAGACGUUGGGCCUUAGGAGCCUAGAUCUCACUGAAAGGUGAUGGGACUUCGACGCCUGUUGCUUAGAUGCUUUAGAAAAUUUUACCCCAAGUCCCAUUUUCAAAAGUGACUUAGGCAAGAUUUUUAAAAGGGACUAGUGAUUUUGGGGGUCUGAUUUGAGGGGGCCUGACUUUCUAAGGGUGAGAGCUCGGUGCUUUAUGAAAAGCAGGAGCCUUUACGUAUCUCAAGCUGUCGUCCCCCCUCCCCCACAUGAGGCACCCAAAAUCGCCAGUCACAUUUCAAAAUCCCAGCCUAAGUCUCAGGUAAAGUCCAGGAGAUUUUGGCUCCUAAGUGCCUUAGUCUCUUUUGAAAAUGGGAUUUGAGAGACAGAUUUUUAAAGGUACUUAGGAGCCAAAAGGUGCACAGAGGUGCUGGGGAAGGCUCAAAAGUGCCUAAUUCCCAUUGGUCUGGAGUUGAGACACCUAGGUGCUUCUGAAACUCCCACGAGCAGGGCCGGCGCAACCCAUUAGGCGCACUACAAUGUGGGGGGCAGCGACCGCAGCGGUAUUUUGGCGGCGGGACCUUCCACCGCCUCUGUGGGGGGCGGUAUUUCGGGGCGGGACCUUCCGCCGCCUAGGGCGGCAGAAAAGCUGGCAGGGCUCCUGCCCACGAGGUUCCCUAUCUGCAUCUUUAGGCACCUAAAUACCUUUAAAAAUGUCCUGAGGCUCCUAAGUCACUUAGGGGGGCGUUUGAAAAUGUUACCCUUGAUCUAAACCCCAGCUGUGUUCUUUGAUGUAAAUAUAGCAGCUGCUUGAACGAUGCCUUAGACUGGAAGCUCUUUGGGGCAGGGACUAUUUGUUCUGUUUCGCAGCGCCAGCGCCAUGGGGUCCCAGGCUGCCAAGCAUAACCACUGUACACAUCAUAACACUGGCACCAAGGAUGACAUGAGGGGAGAAAAGAGGGGCUCAGGGGGACCCCCAAAAUGUCUGUAACUGAGGUGAAAUGGGAGGGGAUGGGGCCUCAGCAAAUAUGAUGGGCCGGGGCCCCAAAUUUCUCUUGAUAGGGCUGAUUGGAACCGCAUGGGGGGCUCGGAGCCCAGGCUCCAGUCCACGCUCACACAUCUACCCUGCAAUUUUUAACCCCCCAAACCCGAAUCAGCCAAUCUGGGCCAGCCGUAGCCGUGCUGUGGGUCUUUUAUUGCAGCGUAGACGUACCUAUUGUCUGGGGUAAGCUGGAGGGGGUUUCUGAGAUCAGCAGAUGGCACUCCCAUCCCCUGAGAGUCUGGGUACCAUCUCCCCCAUCCCAGAGCAUGGCAGACACAUGCCACAAAGCUGGGCAGCCCCCACGGCACUGCGGUAACUAUUUUGAAAAGGCUGUUGCACGGGCUGGUGCUUGCACUUUUUGCACGUUCACAAGUGGAUGCGUUUAGCACCGACGCUCCAGGCACUGUAUUUAUUGUACCAAGUUUGGAUGUUUACAAAAAUGAAAUAAAGUGACUGGACACA